This is a messenger RNA of Marmota flaviventris (yellow-bellied marmot), 3237 nucleotides long. The record is from RefSeq and is a predicted model, not a curated record. Lineage: Eukaryota; Metazoa; Chordata; Mammalia; Rodentia; Sciuridae.
CUCUCUCCUCUUUCUCUCUCGCUCCCUUCCUCUCGGUAACUGAACAGUGAAAAUUCACAUUGUGGAUCCGCUAACAGGCACAGAUGUCAUGUGAAAACGCACAUGCUCUGCCAUCCACACCGCCUUUCUUUCUUUUCUUUCUGUUUCUUUUUUUUUUUUUCCCCUUGCUCCUUCUCCCUCUUCUUUGUAACUAACAAAACCACCACCAACUCCUCCUCCUCCUGCUGCCCUUCCUCCUCCUCCUCAGUCCAAGUGAUCACAAAAGAAAUCUUCUGAGCCGGAGGCGGUGGCAUUUUUAAAAAGCAAGCACACUGGAGAGAAAGAAAUAAGAAAAACAAAAGCAAAACAAAAACCCAGACACCAGCAGCCAGGACAUUUUUUCACCCUUCCCGAAAACAAACAAACAAACAAACAACCAUCAAAACAGUCACCGUCACCAACACCAAAACUGUUAACAUUGCGACGACAGCGGCGGCAGCAAACGUCACCCUGAGGCCACAGCGUCCGCCUAAAGGGAUGGUUUCCUCGGCAGCGCAGCUCUUCGCCGACCACCUUCACUCGUGCUGAGCGGGAUUUUUGGGCUCUCUGGGGUUCGGGCUGGGAGCAGCUUCAUGACUACGCGGAGCGGGGGAGCGGCCACACCAUGCGAGCACAAAUUGAAGUGAUACCAUGCAAAAUUUGUGGCGAUAAAUCCUCUGGGAUCCACUACGGAGUCAUCACGUGUGAAGGCUGCAAGGGAUUCUUCAGGAGGAGCCAGCAGAACAAUGCCUCUUACUCCUGCCCAAGGCAGAGAAACUGUUUAAUUGACAGAACCAACAGAAACCGUUGCCAACACUGCCGACUGCAGAAGUGUCUUGCCCUAGGAAUGUCAAGAGAUGCUGUGAAGUUCGGGAGGAUGUCCAAGAAGCAGAGGGACAGCCUGUAUGCUGAGGUGCAGAAGCACCAGCAGCGGCUGCAGGAGCAGCGGCAGCAGCAGAGUGGGGAGGCGGAAGCCCUUGCCAGGGUGUAUAGCAGCAGCAUCAGCAACGGCCUAAGCAACCUGAGCAAUGAGACCAGCGGCACUUACGCCAACGGGCAUGUCAUCGACCUGCCCAAGUCUGAAGGUUACUACAGCGUAGACUCCGGUCAGCCAUCCCCUGAUCAAUCAGGACUUGACAUGACUGGAAUCAAACAGAUAAAGCAAGAACCUAUCUAUGACCUCACAUCCGUACCCAACUUGUUUACCUAUAGCUCUUUCAACAACGGGCAGUUAGCACCAGGGAUAACGAUGACAGAAAUCGAUCGAAUUGCACAGAACAUCAUUAAGUCCCACUUGGAGACAUGUCAGUACACCAUGGAAGAGCUGCACCAGCUGGCAUGGCAGACCCACACCUAUGAAGAAAUCAAAGCCUAUCAAAGCAAGUCCAGGGAAGCACUGUGGCAGCAAUGUGCCAUCCAGAUCACUCAUGCCAUCCAGUAUGUGGUGGAAUUUGCAAAACGGAUAACAGGCUUCAUGGAACUCUGCCAAAAUGAUCAGAUACUGCUUCUGAAAUCAGGUUGCUUGGAAGUGGUUUUAGUGAGAAUGUGCCGUGCCUUCAACCCAUUAAACAACACUGUUCUGUUUGAAGGAAAAUAUGGAGGAAUGCAAAUGUUCAAAGCCUUAGGUUCUGAUGACCUAGUGAAUGAAGCAUUUGACUUUGCAAAGAAUUUGUGUUCCUUGCAACUGACCGAAGAGGAGAUUGCUUUGUUCUCAUCUGCUGUUCUGAUAUCUCCAGACCGAGCCUGGCUGAUAGAACCAAGGAAGGUCCAGAAACUUCAGGAAAAAAUUUAUUUUGCACUUCAACAUGUGAUUCAGAAGAAUCACCUGGAUGAUGAGACCUUGGCAAAGUUAAUAGCCAAGAUACCAACCAUCACGGCAGUUUGCAACUUGCACGGGGAGAAGCUGCAGGUAUUUAAGCAAUCUCAUCCUGACAUAGUGAAUACACUGUUUCCUCCAUUAUACAAGGAGCUCUUUAACCCUGACUGUGCCACCGUCUGCAAAUGAAGGGGACGAGAGAACUGGCUCACAGUCGUGGAGUACACCACCAUUAAGACGAAAGCAAUGUGUUCAUGAAGACUUAAGAAAAAUGUCACUACUGCAACAUUAGGAAUGUCCUGCACUUCAUAGAGUUAUUUUUCACCGCUACAGUUUGAAGAAUGUAAAUAUGCACCUGAGUGGGGCUCUUUUGUUUGUUUGUUUUGAAAUGACCAUAAAUAUACAAAUAUAGGACACCGGGUGUUAUCUUUUUUUUUUUUAAUUUUAUUCGGGUAUGUUUUGGAGACAACUGUUUAUAGAAUUUUAUUGUAGAUAUAUACAAGAACAGAGCGGUACUUUACAUGAUUACUUUUCCUGUUGAUUGUUCAAAUAUAAUUUAAGAAAAUUCCACUUAAUAGGCUUAUCUAUUUCUAUGUUUUUAGAUAGUUGAUGCAUGUGUAAAUUUGUAGCUGUCUUGGAAAGUACUGUGCAUGUAUGUAAUAACUAUAUAAUAUGUGGAAUAUUAUAUAUGACUAUUACUUAUACAUGCACACGCACUGUGGCUUAAAAUACCAUACCUACUAGCAAGGGAGGUUCAAUCAGACUCUCUUAUAUUAUUUACCUUCUGUGUUAUGUGUUACUUUUAUGUUAGACAAUCAGGGUUUUGUUUUUUCAGCCAGAGUUUUCAUCUAUAGUCAACAGCAGAUCGGUACCAGCUCAGAAAUAAGUCUACAAAGAAAUCCAUGUAAUGCACAGCCUCUGUAUAAAAACUCUUAUUUCUAUCAGUGACAUCAAAGCCUUGUCAAGAUGGUCCCAUACUGAGUUGGGGGAAAGACUUUGGAGCCAUUUUCCUGUUUUGAGAAUUGGGCUGCAGAUAAUAUUGAAAGGCAUGGGAUGCUUUUUGACCAAACAAUUAGACAUUUCCUGUUUUAUACCAGAACAUAUAAAACACUGUUUUUCUUAGGGUUUGGAUUUCUGGUUGUGACAAAAACUUGAUUUUGGUGCUCAGUGUCUUCAACCAAUACGGUCUGUGCAUUAUUACCACCAGCCAUUUGCUCUAGAAAAAUAACAGUAAAAAAAGUAAACCAGUUCCCAGUGUCCAUCGCCAUUUGGGGUAAACAUUUUCUCUCUAAUCAUUUUUUGACAAAGAGGCAGAAGUAGAACAUACAAGGUUAAAAAGUAUUUCUUGAUAUUCAUCCUUAUGUAUUUGUUAGAAAAAACAACAAUAAAAUGGGGGAGGCAGA